This is a messenger RNA of Spodoptera exigua (beet armyworm), 2292 nucleotides long. The record is from the annotation of a GenBank genome assembly. Lineage: Eukaryota; Metazoa; Arthropoda; Insecta; Lepidoptera; Noctuidae.
AUUUACGACACUAGUUGAGUGGUGUAAGUCGUGAUGUUCCGAUUUACCGUGAUAUUAUGGGUGGUUUUAGGAAUAUGCAAGUCAGCGCCAAUGGACGAAUUCAAUGGUUUUAUCAACCAAGGAGAAUUGUCCGUAAAUCCAGACGGUGAUUUGAUGGGAAUUGUGCCUGGAUACCUACCGCAGGGAUCUCAAAAAUCUGAUCUAUUUAGUGGCCUUUUAGAGUUAAACAGUGAUUACAUAAACUUGAAAGAGUUCGUCAAAAAAGGUGGCUCAUUAAAAGGCCUUAUUUUUAACAUCUAUAAUGAUGAAAUGAAAGAUGUUGCCAGUCAUUUAUUUGAGUUAUUACAUAAUGCAGAACGUUCUGGUUAUGAUAUUGACAAGCUAAUAAAUCUAAAGGAAUUCAAUGAUGAUUUGGUAACAUAUGUAAGUCAAAUAAACUCGUUGUACAGGGAUAAAUAUGCUGGCGUCGAUGUAUAUCCACCACCUUUUACUACAAAACCCCAUUAUUUUGUUAACGGCGAAACUAUAAUAAAAGCUUUGAAACUUGUAAACUAUAUCAACAAUAAUAUAGAUAUCACUGAUAAUGCUCAUGUUGACCAGUACUUUAAAACUUACGACAUACUCACGAUUAACACUAACUAUUCUGGUUGGAAUCUGCCAGAGAAUGGAGGUGAAGAGUUAUUGAACUACUUCAGAGAAGACAUAGGUUUGAAUAGUUACUACUAUGGAGUACAAUUGAUGCAUCCUUUUUGGAUGUUCCGUCACAGACUGUAUACUUCAAACUCAAGGCCAGACGAGCAUUACUAUUACAUUCACCAACAGCUGGCAGCACGUUUAUAUCUUGAGAAAGAACAUUUGCGUCAAGAAAAUGGGACUAAGAAAACUGAAUUUGGUGAUUACCAUCCAUAUUUAAUUUACGAAAAUGGAUUGCCUUUCCCGACACGGUCAGGUACUAUGGGAGAUUGGAAUGAAGAUAGAGCUAAAAUUAAAACUAUUGAUAUCGCUAUAAGAGAAUGUAUGUCAAGAGGACUUAUUGUUAUGGACAACAAACCGCCGAUAAAAUUAUCCGAAGAAAAUUAUGUAAAAUUAUUGACCAGAUUAUUUAGAGGAAAUUUUGAGGUUGGAAAAGUUUCUAAAAUCAUUAGGUCGUUCUUUGGUUAUGGGGGAAAUGGGUAUCCAAUUGAAGGAUAUAACCCAGCACCGUCUCUACUACACCACCCAGAAACAACAUUAAGGGAUCCCGUAUAUUGGUACAUGAUGCAAUAUGUUCUUAACUACUUCACUGAAUUCAAGGAGUCUAUCGAACCGGCUGAUAUACAAAAAGAUGCCAUAAAACAGUGUGAAAUUAUUGAUGCUGACAUACCAAAAAUAACCACUUAUUUUAACUAUUAUCAAUUUGAUAUCAGCAAUGCUGUGUUUAAACUAGAUUCUCUACAAGACAGAAUGCCAUUGACUAUUACAGCGCGACAGAAAAGACUUAAGCAUUCCAAAUUCGAGUUCAACUUCACCGUUGACUGUAAAGGUGUAAAGGAUAGUAUUGUACGAUUGUUCCUCGGACCACCCUGUACUGACAGUUGCUGGGAAGAAUAUGCAAACUUUUUCGAACUCGAUAAGUUUGCUUUUGCUCUCGCAGAAGAAGGACUAAGUACCAUAACCUGGUCACCGGAGAUCUCAACUAGAUUUUCAAAUGACGAAUAUUAUAAUUUGGAAGGGUCAUCAACACAGAGCGAGAGACAAAAUAAUUUUAAUUUAUUUAAGUUCCCUGAAAAUUUAAUUAUACCUAGAGGUACCCCUAAUGGACUAAAUCUUACCCUAUUUAUCAUGAUAACGCCAGCUGAUGAAUAUUUAGAUGAAAUCUAUUCUGGUAACAAGUUCUUUGGAGAAAUAAUGAACGACCUAGAUAAUAAGCCUAUUGGCUAUCCUUUCGAUAGGCCAGCAGUCGGAUACUAUGACGAUGCUCCAAAUUAUAAAUUCUAUAACAUUACAAUAUAUCAUAAGAAAAACCACAUUCAAAAGAAUGGUUAUUUUUCACCGCACCUGCAUUAAAUGCAUUUUCUUUUAAUGCACAUUAGUUAUUAAGUACAUUAGACAUUAGUAUUGUUAGGUAUAGAAUAAAAAAAUAUUUAUGUAUUUUAUUUGACCCUGGUCAACUUAUUGUUAACUUGUCCAUAUCCGCUCAAAAUUCGUUACCUUGAUGACCUUUAUGGUCAACAAAUUAUCAGGAAUAAUUCAACUAAAAUAUGUUAAUAGUAGUUGUCAUUUAAUAUAUAUGUCAUUUAUUAUAAGAAAUAA